AUAUAGCAAGUGCUGCAGCUAAUUUUUUUUGGCACACGCUCGCCGGCCAAUGAGCUAAGUAGACGCGCAUUGGGCGCUAGAUAUACGAAAUGGAUUUCGAAGCAGUUCUCGAGAAGUGCGGCAGCUUCGGGCGCUAUCAAUUUGUGCUAUUGGCGCUAUAUGGCUAUACGAAUAUAGUUUCAUCGCUGCAUUAUUUUUCGCAGACCAUCAUCAGCUUCACGCCGCCGCACAACUGCCUGCCCAACGACAAUGAUAUCUAUGCGUUUACGAACGGGAGGUACACAGCCGGCAAAUGCAGCUAUAUGACCUGGAAUGCCAAUGACUCGAUUUUGCAGGAGACCAAGUGUCAGUCCUGGCAGUUCGAAAAAGAAAGCAACUACGAAAGUAUAACAACUGAGCUCAAAUGGGUAUGCGACGAUGCCUACAAGCUGGCAGUGGGUCAAUCGUUUUUCUUCAUUGGCUCCGUGCUGGGCACCAUAUUCUUUGGCUAUUUGGCCGAUCGCAUUGGACGUUUGCCUGCCUGCAUCUUGACCACACUGACUGGCGCUUUUGGCGACUUUAUUACAUCGUUUGUCAGCUCGCUACCGCUCUUCUCCGCUGGUCGCUUUCUGUCUGGCCUGUCCACUGAUACGCAAUACAUAUUGAUGUAUAUACUGGUGUUUGAGUAUCUGAGCCCCAAGCGUCGCACACUGGGCCUAAACAUUGUGCUGGCCAUAUUCUAUUGCGUGGGUCUGAUGAUUUCACCUUGGCUGGCCAUUUGGGUGGGCAGCUGGCGUAACUAUCUUUGGGCUGCAUCGCUGCCAGCGCUGGGCGUGCUCUGCUAUCCCUGCUUGCUCUUCGAAAGCGCCGAAUGGCUGCUGACCAAGCGUAGAUUUGAUCAGGCAGCGCAGUGCUUGCGUCGCAUAGCCAAGUUCAAUCGCCGCGAGGUGGAUGAUUCUGUAUUCGUCGAGUUCAUCAAGUACUACAACGAAAAGCUGAAUGAAGAGCAAAAGUCCGCAACAGACACAUUCAUGGGCAUGCUAAGAACUCCACGCCUGCGUAAAUUCACCAUCAUAUUGUUUAUCAAAUCCAUGAUCAUAACGGUUGCCUUCGACAUCGCCAGUCGCAAUAUGGAGGGCAUGGGCACCUCGCCUUUUAUGCUUUUCUCAUUUACUGGCAUUACCUAUUUGCCCGCUGGGCUGACUAUAAUUCUAUUCCAGAACUAUAUAGGGCGCAAGGGCAUGGCCUGCGCCUCGUUGUUUGUAGGUGCCAUUAUUACCGCUGUUACUGGCUUUUUGGUGGCCACCUUUGAUCCUGCUGAGCAUGCGAUGCUGCUGGCUUUAAUGGUAGGCCUGGGACGCUAUGGCGCUGUGGUCGCCUACGAUGCUGAAGCGCAAUACGCUGCUGAGAUAAUACCCACUAGCGUGCGUGGGCGUGGCAUGUCCAAUAUACAUGUGGUGGGCUAUGCGUUUGGCUUCUUCAGCUCAUAUAUCAUAUUUCUGGGCACCUACUAUAAGCCGCUGCCAUCGCUGUUUAUUAGUCUGCUAAUGUUUAUUGGCGCUGCGCUGUGCUUGACCUUGCCGGAGACCUUGCAUCAAAAAUUGCCACAGACUUUGCAGGACGGCGAGACAUUUGGUCGGGGCCAAAGUUGGUAUUACUUUCCCUGUUGCAGUCGAAACCGAAAACCAACUGCUGCUGUAAUGGAAACUGAAGCUGAUAAGCUGUGAAUUGUAUGCACGCUUUUACUAAAUUAUAUUU
This is a messenger RNA of Drosophila busckii, 1737 nucleotides long. RefSeq names its product organic cation transporter protein. Gene Ontology annotation, biological process: transmembrane transport. Lineage: Eukaryota; Metazoa; Arthropoda; Insecta; Diptera; Drosophilidae. Bases 90 to 1706 code for a protein of 538 amino acids. The transcript has 6 exons. Gene Ontology annotation, molecular function: transmembrane transporter activity. The record is from RefSeq and is a predicted model, not a curated record.